Molecule: messenger RNA, 2559 nt
Organism: Seminavis robusta
Lineage: Eukaryota; Bacillariophyta; Bacillariophyceae; Naviculales; Naviculaceae
Source: the annotation of a GenBank genome assembly
ACGGGAAAUUCUUACGAAACGAUUGUAAAAAUAAGGGGGUGUAGUUUACGAAACGAUUGUGGUAGUCUAUCGGUAGUCUAGCUUGUAAAGGGUGUUUUUUUUCACAAAAUCGAAAACUGGGAUCUCAUCUAUUCAGGAAAUCGAACAAUGAUGAGGGUAUCUUUUGGUGCUACGGUUUGGAGUCUCCUGGCUCUGGCUCCGGGGAUUGCUGCUGCUGUGGGACUCCCCGACAGCCAUCCAUCGGUUGGGGUGUUGUCCAAGUUCAACUUUAAGUGUCCCUACGCCGAAGAAUGGGUCACCAAAGGACCACUCCAGGCCGCCUUGGAUCUUGGUCUGGUGCAAAAUGUCACUACCAUCACCACCUCAAAAUCUGGUGGAAGGCAACAGCUUCGUCGUCGCACUCAGCAGGAUACGAUUGUGGCUGGAUCCUGUGUCUACACCAACGCUUGGUCCGGGCAAGUGGCUUGCUUGGAAAUGAGAGGAGACGCUUGGACGGGUGCCACCAUGGAGUCACGUUGUGCUUCGGAGACAGAUUCUACAUUGACGGCCGGGGCUCCCUGUGCUGUUCCAGGCGGAAUGACGGGUUGGUGUUUGGUGGGUGAAGAUGGGUCCAUUGAGGCGACUCCCAUGGCAGGUGACAACAACUGUGGACAAACACAGAGCGCUUGUGAGACUUUCAUGACGGGAACCUUUGAAGCUGCCGGAGACUGUGCCACAGAGUCGCCUGAAGCCGCAGAGGGAGCUGAAGGCGACGAGGGAGCUCAUAGCUUUCCCUAUGCAGUCCCCGCUGCUGGUGAUGGACCAGUCACUUGUGCCAUUGCUCCAGGUGCCAUUGGAGCCGGUCAUCAGGCCGCCUACAGUUUGGGUUACAGCCCCAACUGUGAGGGCACUCCGGCGGAAGGAUCUCCUUACAUGUGGCCCAUGGCUUGGUCGGCCCAUGUGGAAUCCAAGUCCAUGGAGUUUGGUUCGGACGAUGUUUUGUACCACUCGGUCGGGCGAGUCCAUUAUCGUCUCGACAAGAACUGGAAACGACAAGAUUGGUGGUACCAACGCGGAGUUCAGCGCAACCUUGGAACAGGACCUUGUCUUCCCGAAAAUCGAGUCGACGAGUUGAGCGAAGGUUCCGUCAAGGCAUGCCGUCGUGAUUCCGAUGAAUACACAACCAUGAUCCAUCGAGGCAGCAAGAUGUUUUUCAUUUCGUGGAAGAACGACACGGUGGUUGGCUCGAGUGAUCCGGCUCAGAUUUCCCAAUGCGACUGGUUGGACCUCCAAGUGGUCGGCAACAUUCGCCCAGACUGGUACAUGGAUGACAGGGGCGACUCGACGGAUGUGCAAUAUCUUGGAAAUCAACAUGUAUUGCAUGAAAAUGAGCCACGGUUGGUCAAGCAAUGGCGCAAGAAGGACUUUGCUAACCAAUACUUUGUCAUGUCCAUCCUGGCAAACCCCAGGGAUGACGAAGUUCACUGGCCAAUGAUUCUCAAUGUCCCAGGAGAAGGAUUUGGUGACGACUUUUUGCAGGUGUACACCAAUCAUUCCAUGCUGACGGAUGAUGACGAUGACCGUUUCUUACUCGAUGAGUUGCUCGAAGCGAUUGGCGGUACUUGUGAAAAGAUGGAAAUGGGAGGAGGAGCCGGACCACCGACUGGUGAGACUGUACACAUCCCCAGCAACCUGGAAGUUGAUGAAAACUCUUGGUUCAGCAAUGUAUACACCUACAGUCCUGUCUGGGAACCACCAGUCAGUGACGAAUCGCAGAGCAUUGCUUCUGGGGAAACAGGUAUUGCUACAACCGAAAUGGGAAAUCUUGUGGUGGAAUCUUGCUACGACCAAGCGGACAGUGCUGUCAAACUUUCUGUCACGUUCAAAGGAAUCGAAAUGACUGACGACGACCAGUUUCCUUGGAUGGCACUCGGAUAUCGCGAAACCGAGGAGUGUCUCAUGAACCCCCGUGACGGUGCUGACACUGAACUGAUCAUGCUCAAGUCCUCUCCUACAUCCGACCUUGUAGAUGCUCACUUUGGUCAUUUGCCCUCUGGUGCGCGAAGGUUUGAUGCUUCCGCAGUGUCUUCCAUAUCGGAGAGCUUGAUGCCACUCACCGAGAAGAAGGGAUAUUCACAGGUUCAAACGCACAUCCCAACCCCACUGGCCAUCUCCAAGAGCGAGACCAAUGAGAUUCCCGAGGCUGAUUCUGUUACUCUCAGCUUCAAGCAAAGCAUGGAGACUGUCCCUGAAGCAAUGCAUCUCAUGUACGCCAUUGGAGCCUCUGCCGAGGUUGGAUUCCACAAGACUCGAGAGUGCUUCGAACUCGUAGCGUUCCCCUUCUGCGCCGCCGAUGAACCUCUGCCCUCUGUCGAAUCCAGCUCAUCCAGUGUUGAAGCUGAAGCAACAGAAGGAAACUCCAACGAACCAACGUCUGCUGCUGCACAGUUGGCUGGCGUACUGCCUGCUCUGCUUUUUGUUGUAGGCUCCUUGCUCCUCGUGUAAAUACAUACAUACAUACAUACAUACCUACAUGUACAUAACUAAGAUUUUGGUAAAGAGAGUUGAUGGCUUGCUGGU